AUGACCGUCGCAGCCACACCCGGUACCGCGGCACCGAAUUCGCCGAGGCGGGCUUCUCCGCGCUGGUGCCAGACUCCCAGAAAGCUCACUACCGAAGAAGCCCUCAACGGCGGCUUCGAGGAAGGAGAGACGCAGCCUCUUGACUGGAACUUCCGCGAGGUUGACGUUGGUGAUUUCGAGAUAGCAUCAUCUAUCCGCACCUCGAAACUGCCUUCAGGAAAGCAUGAAACUCGUGAUCUCGAGAUGAUCCUCGCAAACGCAGCAAAGGGCAACCCUCUGCGUACCCUGAUCGCCGAGGCUGCUCUAUCGAUGGGUGGCGCGCAUGCACGAUAA
Messenger RNA from Drepanopeziza brunnea f. sp. 'multigermtubi' MB_m1, 333 nucleotides. Lineage: Eukaryota; Fungi; Ascomycota; Leotiomycetes; Helotiales; Drepanopezizaceae. The record is from RefSeq and is a predicted model, not a curated record.